AUGGAAAUCAAUAAUAACAAUUAUAAUGAGAGAGAUGAUCAUGGCUUCAUCAAUUUGGUGUUUUCAUGGUCCCGUCAAGACGACAUCUUUAAUCACAAUCUCUACAGGCAUCAGGUGGAGACGAUUCCGGAUGUGUUUGGAAAUGUCGAUGAAUAUCUUGGUUCAUAUUUCUUCCCAUUUCUGGAAGAAACUCGCUUCGAACUGGCUUCUGCCUUCGAGGAUGCCUACAGAGCACCAUAUGCGAAUGUAACUCGGCUUCAUGAGUGGAAGAAGAAGGAUAAAUUUUACGACGUGAACGUAGAUCAUUGGAGGAACAUUGUCAAAGAUAGCGAUGGAAAACGAUACAGAACCUUGCCGGGGGACAUUCUCCUGAUUUCGGACAGGAAACCAGAAACUGAAUCUGAUAUGCGGCGUACUGGUUGGACUUAUACAUUGGCAUCUGUAAUACAAGUUUCUGACAAACAAGGUGAUGACGAUGAAGAAGGUGACGAUGCCAUUUCAUCACCCGUUGCAUUCAAAAUGGAAACAGCUGUCGCCAUGGACGUCGAGUUUGUAAAAAACAGGUCAUUUUAUGUCAUUCACUUAAUGAAUGUGACCUCCAAUAAAAGAAUCUGGAAUGCACUUAGGAUGCAUCGGAAUAUGAAGAUCAUCUCAAAAGUGUUGGACAGGAAUGCCUUGGAUGAUGAAGUCUGUGAAUUCUGUCAUCCCAAAUCAGAGGGCGAAAUGGGAGAGAUUCUUGGCUCUGUUUUAAUGUCGAAGCUGAAUGAAUCACAGAGGGAGGCGAUUUUCGCGACUCUGUGCAAAAUCGAAUGUGACCACAAGCCAUCUGUGGAGCUCAUCUGGGGGCCUCCAGGAACUGGAAAAACUGCUACACUAAGUAUGUUGUUGUUUGGGCUAUUGAAAAUGGGCGUUAGGACAUUAGUUUGUGCACCGACGAAUGUGGCGAUUACUGAACUGGCCUCGCGGCUUGUGGCAUUGGUGAGGAACUCUGUCGAGGAUGACGUGAUUUGUCCUUUAGGGGACAUUCUUCUCAUGGGAAAUAAGGAUAAUCUGAAAAUUGGAUCAGACAUUGAGGAGAUCUUCUUGGAUAACCGUGUUAAAGCUCUCUUCAAUUGUUCCCUUGCUGCAACUGGCUGGAGGGGAUCGGUUUCGGCCAUGCUUGAUUUUCUUAACAAUGCUGUGGCUCAACACGAAGUCUAUGUAGAAAAUGAGCUCAUCAAAGUGAAGGAGGGUCUACAUGAUGAUGGCCAGGAACCUGCUAUCAAAUCAUUUCUAGAAUUCGCCAGGGAAGGAGUCGAAAAGGUGGCCCCAAAUCUACGAAGUUCGCUGAUAACAUUAGUUACUCAUCUCCCAAGAAGUUGCAUUUCCGAGAGCAAUGCUCAGAUGAUUGAGCAGGUAAUAUCUCUUCUUGAGUCCAUGAAAAUUUUGUUGUUAGAUGAUCGUAGCAUGACAUCCGAGAAGUUGAAGAGGAUCUUUGAAGCAAGUGGUUCGGAGGAGUCAGUAAGCGCAUCAUCCUUUGUACGUAUCAGAAGCCAGUGCAUUUCGAUUUUGAAGUAUCUGAACUCGUCCCUCACCGAGCUUGUUAACAAUGGAAUUGCAAGCAAAGAUUCAUGUAUAAAAAAUGCUAGGUUAAUAUUUUGCACGGUUUCAUCCUCCUACAAGCUGCAUUCAGUUGAUACGGAGAAAUUUAAAUUGUUGGUCAUCGAUGAGGCUGCGCAAGUGAAGGAGGCUGAAUCGAUCAUCGCCCUUCAGAUCCCUGAGGUGACACAUUGUGUUCUUGUGGGCGACGAAUGCCAACUAACUGCGAUGGUCAGCAGCGAGUUGGCUAAAGAAGCUGGCUUUGCAAGAAGUCUUUUCGAAAGAUUAAGCUCAUUGGGUCAUAAGAAACAUUUACUUAACAUGCAAUACAGAAUGCAUCCAUUAAUUAGUCGGUUCCCCAAUUCGACUUUCUACAGCAACCUCAUAUUAGAUGCACCUGUUGUGCGACGUGAAAGCUAUGAGAGAGACUACCUUGAAGGUAGGAUGUUCGGUCCUUAUUCCUUCAUGGACAUUCGUGGAGGAAAAGAGGAAUUUGACGAGGUCCGCCGCAGUAGAAGGAACUUGGUCGAGGUAGCCGUAGCUGUGAAUAUUGUGCAUAAACUCUUUAAAGCAUGGAAGUCUAAAUCUCCUACAGAGAAACUUAGCAUUGGUUUAGUGUCUCCCUACAAUGCUCAAGUUGCGGCUAUUCGAGAUAGACUUGGAAAGAAGUAUGAAAAUUUUGAUGGCUUUGUUGUUAAGGUGAAGUCCGUCGAUGGGUUUCAAGGCGGCGAAGAAGAUGUCAUAAUCAUAUCAACUGUAAGGUCGAAUAACAUUGAAUCCAUUGGUUUCUUGUCUAGUCUUCAACGAGCAAACGUUGCAUUGACCCGAGCACGGCACUGUCUCUGGAUUUUAGGAAACGAAAGAACAUUGUGCAAACCAGGUUCAGUAUGGGAAGCUUUGAUAAAUGAUGCCAAGCUUCGUGACUGCUUCUUCAUUGCCGAUGAAGAUGAAGAUAUUGGAAAGACUAUCGUAGAUGUCAAGAAAGAUUUGGAUCAGCUCGACGAAUUUCUCACUUCGGACAGUAUACUAUUUCAAAAGUGCAGAUGGAAGGUUAUAUUCAGCGACAACUUCCGAAAGUCAUUUCAGAAGUUGAAGCCUUCAUAUGUUAAGAGGCUCGCAGUGAGUCUAUUAAUUAAACUUGCAAGUGGCUGGAGGCCGAAAAUAAAUGUCGACUGGACCUGUGAGAACUCUUUGCAUAUUGUGAAACGAUUCAAGGUUGAGAGGUACAACAUUUUGUGCACCAUUGAUCUCACAAAAGAGUCGAACUACAAGCAAGUUUUGAAAGUUUGGGACAUUUGUCCGGAGGCAGAGGAUCGAAAAGCCUUGGAACGCCUCGAUGCAAUAUUUGCCAUGUUUACGGAUGAUUUUAUCAGCCACUGCAACGAGAAACUAGUCGAGGGGACUUUGGAAGUUCCGAAGACUUGGUUGAAAGGUAAGGAUAUAAUCCGUUACAAGAAUGCAAGUGAUGCUAACUCCAGCGACAGCAAAAGUGCUUCUGCUGCCGACUGCGGAAGUUGUGUUGAGAAUUCGAAAGUUAAUGAAAGCUUGCUGUUGAUGAAAUUUUAUUCCUUAUCAAGUGACACUGUCAAUCAUUUACUGUCUGAUGCCGAGGAUCAAGAAGUUGAUCUCCCGUUUGAGGUCACCGAUGAGGAGCGUGACAUCAUAGGAUUUUGUCGGAGCAGCUUCAUACUGGGAAGAUCUGGCACAGGAAAAACAACUAUUUUAACUAUGAAGCUUUUCAUGAAGCUACAGCAGUACUGCAUUGUUUCUCGAGAUUUUCCAAUGUCGAUUGGAUUGAGGGGCAGUGUUGACAAUGUUUUGCGCCAGCUUUUUGUUACCGUUAGUCCUAAGCUCUGUUUUGCGGUAAGAAAGCACGUAUCUCGGCUGAAAAGGUUUGCAAGUGGAGGCUUCGUUGGAGAUGACGAUGUCGAAGACAUAGAUGACAUGAUCGGGUUUAAAGAUAUUCCGGACACUUUUGUUGGCAUCAGUGCAGACAAAUAUCCACUGGUAAUAACAUUUCACAAGUUUUUGAUGAUGCUCGAUGGCACGAUUGGGAAUUCAUAUUUCGAGAGGUUUCGUGAGCUCCGAUGUUCCCCUCAAGAUGAUGGUGGAAGAUCAGUUGCGCUGGAUGCGUUCCUAAGGAAUAAUGAGGUCACCUUCGACCACUUCCGGUCGUCCUACUGGCCUCAUUUCAAUUCUAAUCUCACAAAGAGCCUUGAUCCUUCGAGAGUGUUCACUGAAAUCAUGUCUCAUAUCAAAGGAGGUCUUCCGGAAGGUGAAAACUGCGACAGCAAGAGAAGCAGAGAUGCUUACCUUUCUUUGUCUGACAAUCGAGUGUCGACAUUAAGUGUAGACCAAAGGGAUAUGAUAUAUGACAUCUAUGAGAGCUAUGAGAAAAUGAAAAAGACUCGCGGCGAAUUUGAUAUGGCAGACUUUGUGUUGGAUGUUCAUCGCCGGCUGGAAGAAUCAGGGGAUCUUCCCGGCGACAAAAUGGACUUUGUCUACAUUGAUGAGGUGCAGGACCUCACCAUGAGACAAAUAUGCCUUUUCAGGUAUAUAUGCAGCAAUGUCGACGAAGGUUUUGUUUUCUCUGGCGACACAGGGCAGACUAUUGCUCGAGGGGUAGACUUUCGGUUUGAAGACAUUAGAUCUUUAUUCUACAAUGAGUUUUACAUGAAGUCGAACAGCUCUAAAUCUUCGGAAAGAAAUGUGAAAGGGGUGAUAUCUGAUAUCUUUAGCCUAUCACAAAAUUUCCGGACUCACAUUGGAGUACUUAGAUUAGCACAAAGUGUAACUGACCUCAUUUCCCAUUUCUUCAUACAAUCCAUUGAUGUUUUGGCUCCAGAGACGAGUCUCAUAUAUGGCGAGCCCCCUAUUUUUCUGGAACCUGGCUGCGAUGAGAACUCGAUUAUACCAAUUUUUCAGAAUAGUGCUAGUGCCGGUGAACAAUGGGUUGGAUUUGGCGCAGAUCAGGUCAUACUCGUAAGAGAUGAUUCUGAAAAAAUGGAAAUCUCGAAGUAUGUUUGCAAUCAAGCUCUUGUUCUCACGAUACUUGAGUGUAAAGGCCUCGAGUUUCAGGAUGUUUUGUUGUACAACUUUUUUAGUUCUUCGCCUUUGAGGAACCAGUGGAAAGUUGUGUACGAAUUUUUGAAAGAAAGAGAGCUUCUUGAUGAUGACUCUCCCAAGUCCUUUCCGAGCUUUAGCCAAUCAAGGCACAAUUUGUUGUGCUCUGAGUUGAAGCAACUUUAUGUUGCAAUUACCCGAACUCGGCAGAGGCUGUGGAUCUGUGAGAACACUGAGGAAAUGUCGAAGCCAAUGCUCGAUUACUGGAAGAAACUGUGCCUUGUGCAAGUGAGGAAGCUCGAUCACUCGCUCGCGCAAGCUAUGCAAAGGGCGAGCAGCCCCGAGGAGUGGAAGUCUCAAGGAAUCAAGCUAUUUAUGGAAAAUAACUUCGAGGUUGCAUCUAUUUGCUUCGAAAAAGCCGGGGAAGUAAAGUGGGAGAAACGGGCUAAGGCUUCUGGUCUUAGAGUUUCGGCCUUAUCUUUGAGAGGUUCAAAUUCUUUCGAGGCGCGAAUGAUGCUUCGAGAAGCUGCCGAAUUAUUUCAUUCCAUUGGCAGAGAUGAAUCUGCAGCAGAAUGCUUUUAUGACUUGGAAGACUAUGAAACAGCAGGAAAUAUAUAUAGGCAGAUGCACGGCGUGUCUGAGUUAAGGAAAGCCGGCGAAUGUUUUUGUUUAGCUCGAAAUUACAAAUCUGCAGCUGAAGUUUUCGCGGAGGGGUACUUUUUCAAGGGGUGCUUGACUGCCUGUGUUAAUGGAGGCCUUCUCGACCUGGGGUUGCAAUUCAUCGAGUCGUGGAAGCAGGAAGCGACACGAAGUAGCUCAAUCGUGGCGAAAGCCAAUGAGAUCAACAAUAUUGCAUAUGAAUUCUUGGUAAAUUGCGCCGAGAUCUUUCACAAGAGAAAUGACAGUGUAAUGAUGAUGAAGUUCAUCGGAGCUUUUCCAACAAUGGAGUCCAAGCGCAGCUUCUUAAGGUCUAAAGAACGCCUCCACGAUCUAUUAGUUUUGGAGGAAGCAUUGGGAAACUUUGACGAGGCCGCAGGUAUUGCAAAGCAUCUUGGGAAUACUAUGCGUGAGAUCGAUAUACUUGAAAAGGUAGAACAGUUCAAAAAUGCUGCAUCACUUGCUCUGUGUUAUGUGCUAUCGAAUUCUCUAUGGCUGCCCGGAGGAGGUAAGGAAUGGCCACUCAAAUCGUUCCCGGAGAAGGAAGUCUUUUUAGCUAAAGCAAAAUCGAUUGCGCAGAGAGUUUCCGAAGCAUAUCAUUCUUCAGUCUGCUCUGAGGCGCGAGUUUUGUCCCAUGAGACGACAAGCCUACCUGAAUCGAUGCAGUGCUACAUCGAUUCGAAGAAAAAUGGGACUGAUGUAGGCGAAGUUAUCGCCAUCCGGAAGCUUCUAGAUGCUCACUUUGAAGUACUUCCUGCGAAUCUGAAAGGCGAGGACGAAGUUGAUGUUACUCCAGAUUUGUUUGAGGCAAGGAUUUUGCGGAAUCAUGUCUCGAUUGCUACGCUGUUUUACGUCUGGAAUUUAUGGAAGGCGAAGAGUUUGGAGAUCUUGGAAUGCUUGAACUCACUCGGGAGUAUGGUAUUCAUCGAAUGCGAAGGCUUUGUUCGAUUUUGCUUCAACUAUUUCGGAGUGAGGUUGCUCGAUGAUACGAGUUUAAAAUGCAUUGUGCUGAAUCGUAAUGCCGCGUGGUUGAAGAAUGUCGACGGGAACUCUGUGAUGCACAGCGGAAAGCUAAUGACACUCGAUGCUCGCCAUUUUGCAUCCGCAGCUCGGAAGCAUUGGCAGCAGGAAUUUCUUUCUGUGGGAUUACGGGUGCUGGAAAUUCUGAAAUCAUUUUACACGCAUCCUGCGUCGAAAGGCUUGUCCAAAGACUGUUUGAGCGUCUGCCUGAUUUAUAUUUUCGACAUUGCGAAGUUCUUCAUCGAGAACAAAUCGUAUGAUGCGAGAAAACCCGAAGCUGGGAAGCUGCAACACUAUGUGUCCCUUUCGACGAAUUACUUUGAAAACGCUUUCCCUUUGGAUCCGCGGCAGUCCUUGUCCGAAAACAUGGUUUAUACGAGGGCAACUCAACUUUCGAAGAAUCUUCUCGAGCAUGUCAUCUAUUCAAAUAUUAUACAUUCGCGGUAUAACAUCACGUACAGGCAAUUCGGACAAGUCGCGAUGAUCCUUCUGGGAUCGGGCUUGCCUUCCGGCGACAUUUGUUCCCUAAUUUCCGAAAAGUUUGGGAUGAGUUCGACAAGUUUGAGGCCUUUCUUUGAGAAUCUUGUCGAUUAUUUGCGAUCUGGAUGCGUAGACGGAGUGAGUUUCUGGCUUUACAGAGCAUUAGAGGAAGCUUACAAUGUGAACUGGAUUUCGAAGGAUUAUAUAUCUCCGAAGUGUUUCUUCUAUCUCGUCGAAAGGCUUUUGAUUUUGGUUCCUUACGGUUCGAGCUUCUUCUUCGCUUCGAAAUCUUCAUUUUCCGAGUAUUUAUUGUGUCUGAAUUCUGAUGCGAAUCCGGCUGCAUUGUUGCUUUCGAAGGAGCAGCCCGACGCAAGACAUGCUCUGAGUUUUGUCUACGACUGCAUUCAUCGAUGUCUGAACGACGCUAUGUGGACUGGGAAUUGGAUCGAGGCUUCGGGGAUCGACUGCAAGUACUAUUUUCGAGUGCUGCUGCUGAGGUUGUUUGUGAUUCUCCUUGUUCUAUGUCUGAACUCGGGGUUCGAGAUGUAUGCGGUUACUAAGUUGCUGAGACUGCCGUACAUCAGAUCAGAGCUGCCGAAUAAAUUUUGUAAUGUGCUUUGUAAUGGGAGGAUAUACAACGAGGAGUCGAAGGUGGAUGUUGUUGCGGCGGCGUUCAAGUGUGUCGGCGAUCCUCUUGUGGUAGUUUCGGUGACUGGGAAUUGCCCGAAAUGGUUGUGUCCGAAGGAUGCCAUUGCAAUGGAACUGGAGUCGUUUAAGACGCGCGAAGAGGCCGUAAGAAGGCUUUUUCCUAGGAGAACAAAUGUCGAGCUGCUGUCUCCUCCUCCACCUGUUCUUGUCUGUGACGGGUUGAACAGCAGCAGCACCAUUGUUGAGUCGAAAUCGAAGGAUGAUAAUCCAGAUGUUGACGAAGGCGCGAAGAGUAUGGCCACUUUGGAUUCAGAUGCUGCUGCUUCUAAUGGUGAAUGCAUCAGCAAUGUUGUUGCAGACGAAGGCGACGAGGAAGACGAAGAAGAAGGUGAAAGUAGAGGUUCUACUGCUGUAGAGAUUGAAGAAGAUAAAGAAGAAGAAGAAGGUAAUUCAGGAGAUGGGGGUGGGGAAUGCAGCAGUAGUCUGCAACAUGAAAAGAAUGGGAAGAAAAAGAGUGAGACUAAGAAGAAGAAGAAUAAGAAUAAGAAGAAGAAGAAAUCAGGAAGAAGGGGAGGGUAA
Messenger RNA from Andrographis paniculata, 8025 nucleotides. RefSeq lists its product as uncharacterized. The record is from RefSeq and is a predicted model, not a curated record. The coding region runs from base 1 to 8025 and encodes 2674 amino acids. NCBI's taxonomy places the organism in Eukaryota, Viridiplantae, Streptophyta, Magnoliopsida, Lamiales, Acanthaceae. Gene Ontology annotation, molecular function: ATP binding; protein binding; helicase activity. The transcript has 11 exons.